AAUAAAUAUUAAAUUUUUAAAUUUUUUAAAUUUAAUAUUUAAUAAAAUUAUUAAGUUAUCAAAUAUCAAAUAUAAAUAAUAUAUCAUAAAAUUUAAUCAACUUAGUGAAGCAUCACAAUUUCGUAUCCAAAAAACUAAAAAAAAUGAAUAAAGAAAAUUAAAAACAGUCAAGAUAGCAACCAAGAUAAAAGAAAAAAGUAUCCAAAAGACAAAUUAUAUAAAUGAACCAGUUGCAUGGUGCCCUUUCCUUCUGGGUUUCAGAAUUUGAUAUUCCAACUACUUUAUUUUUGGAAAUUAGCCAAAGGUCAUCUAAUGUUCCAUCGCUUGCCAAUUUGAUAACUGCACAUCACCUUCUUCUCUACUCUUUUAAUUUCUUAUGGACACUAGUCAAUUCAUUUCAUUUCCUUCUACCAUAGUGUAUAUUUCAAAGCAAUCCAAUUCAUCAUCCAUAGUCUUCCUUCUCUAAAUUUUCACUUCCAAAUGGCUACUGUUUUGAUGUUGCUUAUUUUCUCUCUGAUUAAAUCUCCUUCAGUUUCUUCUUCAACAUUUCAUAGUACUUUAAUGGAAGGCUCCUCUAUCUCUGUAGAGAACCCAGACCAUGUUUUGGUUUCCCCUGAUGCCACUUUUGCUGCUGGCUUUUACCCAGUUGGCGAUAAUGCUUUUUCCUUUGCUAUAUGGUUCAAUGAUCCUUCUUGUUUUAAUAGUUGCACGGUAGUAUGGAUGGCGAACCGGGAUGUACCUGUCAAUGGAAGAAGCUCGAAACUAUCUCUGCAUAGAAAUGGGAAUCUUAUACUGACUGAUGCUUGCCAACCCGAUAUUAUUUGGUCUACCAAAACUUUCCCGCUCUCUCCAUCUUUUUUGCAGCUUCAUGAUAGUGGUAAUCUUCGUCUGAUUACUACAAGAGGGGGCACCAUUUUAUGGCAAAGCUUUGAUUCACCUACAGAUACCCUUCUUCCUCAUCAACCACUUACAAGAGACUCACUUCUUGUUUCUUCAAGAAGCUUGACAAACUUUUUUUCUGGUUUUUAUAAGUUGUCUUUCGAUGAUGAUAAUGUUCUCCGUCUUGUUUAUGAUGGUGUUAAAGUUUCAAGUUCCUUCUGGCCAGAUCAUUGGCUUCUCAGCCGAGAAGCUGGGAGAACCUCGUACAAUAGCAGUAGAACUGCUGUACUUGAUUCAUUUGGAAACUUUACUUCAUCAGAUAAUUUCACUCUUUUCUCUGCUGAUCAUGGACCGCCACUUCAGCGAAGAUUAACUCUUGAUUUUGAUGGUAAUUUGCGAUUGUACAGCCGCAAAGAUGAGAGAGCGCCUUGGAUAAUUUCAGGGCAAGUUAUUUCUCAACCAUGCAAGAUUCAUGGAACUUGUGGUCCUAAUAGUCUUUGUGAUUAUGUUCCUAGCUUUGGAAGAAAAUGUUCUUGCCUUCCAGGAUAUAAAAUGAAAGAUCAUGCUGAUUGGUCUUUAGGCUGCAAACUAGAAGUUGACAGUUCUUAUGCUGAAAAUGAAGCAACUUUCCUUCGAUUCCCUCAAGUUGAAAUGUAUGGCUAUGAUUUUGGCUUCUACAUCAAUUACACUCUCGAUAUGUGCAAGAAAGUUUGCCUGGAAAGAUAUGAUUGCAAAGGGUUUGAACACAAAUUCAUCUUCCAGAAUCACCCUGAAAAUAUUCCUUAUUGCUUUCCCAAGACGCAAUUGCUAAAUGGCUAUCGUUCUCCAAAUUUUCGAGGAGAGCUGUAUUUGAAAGUACCAAAAACCAGUCAUUCGAAGAACUUGUCAGCUAAAGACUUCGAUCUAGAUUGUCCUGCUGGAGCUGUAAAGCAAAUUGACAGAAGAAACCAGCAGAAAACAGACGCAGCUGCCCAAGAUUACCUUCUUACUACUACUGAUUUUAAAAGAUUUACCUACACUGAGCUAAAGAAAGCAACAAGAAAUUUCAAUGAAGAAAUCGGACGAGGAGGAGCUGGAGUAGUGUAUAAGGGCUUACUAGAUGACCAACGACUUGCAGCUAUCAAAAGACUAAAUGAUGCUACUAGCCAAGGAGAAGCUGAAUUUCUAGCAGAAGUUAGCACUGUUGGGAAGCUUAAUCACAUGAACUUGAUAGAGAUGUUGGGAUACUGUGCAGAAGGUAAGCACAGGCUUUUAGUCUACGAGUAUAUGGAGAAGGGAUCACUAGCUGAAAAUCUCUCUUCCAAGGAACUGGAUUGGGAUAAGAGGUUUAAAAUUGCAGUUGGCACUGCUAAGGGUCUAGCUUACUUGCACGAAGAAUGCUUAGAGUGGGUUCUGCACUGCGAUGUAAAGCCAGAAAACAUACUCUUGGAUGGUGAUUACCAGCCAAAAGUUUCAGAUUUCGGACUCUCCCGGCUAAUAAGCAGAGGCGAACUUCACAAUUCAAGCUUCUCAAGAGUAAGAGGAACAAGAGGGUAUAUGGCUCCUGAGUGGAUACUCAAUCAGCCCAUUACCUCGAAGGUAGAUGUCUACAGCUAUGGAAUGGUUGUGUUGGAAAUGCUGACUGGAAAGGGCUCAAAGGAGAAUAAAAGAUUGGCCCAAUGGGUGGAGAAGAAUUGGAAUGGAGCUUCUGCAAGCACAUGUUGGGUUAAAGAGAGAACUGAUGCAAUCAUGGGAAUGGACAUAGAUGAAAAGAAAAUCGAGACACUCAUUGAAGUGGCAUUGAAGUGCGUGGAGGAAUGCAAAGACGAUAGACCCUCCAUGAGCCAAGUGGUUAAGAUGAUUCUACAGUAUGAAGAUGAUUAUUAGUAAGUAACUGUGUUUAUAGGUGUAAUUAUAGGUGUAAUAAUUAUUUUAUAUUUAUAAUUUUAUACUAGUUAAAUAAUUAUUUUAUUGUGGAGCA
Ricinus communis (castor bean) is the source of this 2839-nucleotide messenger RNA. RefSeq names its product putative receptor protein kinase ZmPK1. NCBI's taxonomy places the organism in Eukaryota, Viridiplantae, Streptophyta, Magnoliopsida, Malpighiales, Euphorbiaceae. Gene Ontology annotation, biological process: recognition of pollen; protein phosphorylation. The record is from RefSeq and is a predicted model, not a curated record. The transcript has 2 exons. Bases 481 to 2745 code for a protein of 754 amino acids. Gene Ontology annotation, molecular function: ATP binding; protein serine/threonine kinase activity.